Molecule: messenger RNA, 543 nt
Organism: Coprinopsis cinerea okayama7#130
Lineage: Eukaryota; Fungi; Basidiomycota; Agaricomycetes; Agaricales; Psathyrellaceae
Product: Rho1 GTPase
Exons: 4
Coding region: 1-543 (180 amino acids)
Biological process (GO): small GTPase-mediated signal transduction
Molecular function (GO): GTP binding; GTPase activity
Source: RefSeq, a predicted model, not a curated record
AUGGCCGAUUUGAUUGGGAGAAAGCUGGUCGUCGUGGGCGACUGUGGCGUCGGGAAACCGUAUACGCCAAAGGCAAAUUCCCGACGGUACGGAGUUUUACUUACUGGAUGCUCAAAGAGACGAGCUACUGAGACGCCCGCGGCGCAGAAAUCAGUCCCGACGAUGUACGACAACUAUAUUAUGGAGUUGGAGGUCGACGGAGCCGGUGUGGAGUUGGGCCUCUGGGACACGCCAGGAAAUGGAGAUUAUGAUCGUCUACGCCCGCUGAUCUAUCCCAAAGCCCACGUCAUCCUACUGUGCUUCGCCAUCGACUCCCCUAAUUCAUUGGCCAAUGCUCAGUCGAAGUGGAUGCCCGAGGUUCGACAUCACUGCCCCGAGGUACCCGUGGUCUUGGGGAAAGAAGCUGCGGAAGCCAUCGGCGCUGUGAAGUAUCUUCAGUGUUCAGCGAAGGGCGCGAAGGGAGUCAGAGAGCUGUUCCAAUAUGCGGCCAAGGUGUCGCUCCAACCGCCGAAGAAGAACAAGAAGGACUGUUCUAUCCAAUAG